Molecule: messenger RNA, 1407 nt
Organism: Cryptococcus wingfieldii CBS 7118
Lineage: Eukaryota; Fungi; Basidiomycota; Tremellomycetes; Tremellales; Cryptococcaceae
Exons: 8
Coding region: 1-1407 (468 amino acids)
Molecular function (GO): nucleotide binding
Source: RefSeq, a predicted model, not a curated record
AUGCACCCCAACCUCCGCACCCUCGCCGGCCCCUGCCUCCCUCCCCUCAUCCGCCUCGGCCCCCACUCAAUACGCAACCUCUCCACCACCGCCCGUCCAACCCUCACCCAACCACGACACCUCUCCACCUCCACCCCCCUCCUCCCCCGCCAUGCCUCACCCACCACCCCCCUCCUCGCCCCGCCCCAAUCCCGUGGUAUCGCUGUCACCGCUAUGGCCCCCGACGGUGCAAUGUUCAGCUACCCUCCCCCUUCGCCUGGCGAGGACUUCAACGUCGUCAUGGUUGGUGCCGGUAACAUCAUGUUUGGUUCAGACGAGGGUCCUUGGAACCACUCUUUCCGAUUCGAGCACAAGCUUGGUCCACGACUCAAGGUCACUGCACUCAUCGACCCUUCUAUCGGUCGAUCCGAAGCGGUCCUUGACGGCAAGCGUCAAUCCUUUGUCGAGUCGGCCUACAAGGACACCAAGGUGUUCAGGACUAUCGAGGACUACCACGCAGACCUCCGCGCCCAGAACCAGUACGACCCUCACGCCAUUGUCGUCGGCUGUCCCCCUGCCUACCGAGGUGGUACCACCAAGGGCACCGAUCUUGAGAUCCAGCUCAUCAAGCUCUUCCCCAAGACGGCCUUCUUCAUUGAAAAGCCCGUCGGUACCGGAACCGUAGAAGCCGCCAAGGCCGUCACCCAAAAGCUCAUUGACAAUGGCAACAUUGUUUCCGUCGGCUACAUGCUCCGAUACCUCCGUUGCGUGCAAAAGAUGAAGCAGAUCAUCCACGACAACAAUCUCACCGUCAUGGCAACCAACGCCCGAUACUCGUGUGCCUACGAGGCUAUCGCCAAGCCUGCUUGGUGGAACAAAGCUAUCGACAUGGGACCCGUCAUCGAACAGGGCACCCACUUCUGUGACUUGUCCAGGUACUUUGGUGGUGACGUCGACAUUGACACUGUUGUCGCCCGUUCCGUCGAGUGGUACGAGGAUCCCGGAAAGCUCUCCAAGAUUCCCAUCGACGAGAGCAAGAUUGACGAAGAGCUCCGUAUUCCCCGUUUGACCAGCGCCAUCUGGAAGUACGACAAUGGUGCUUGUGGUUCCUUCCAGCACGCCGUCGCUCUCCAGGGCCACGACUACUCUUGCGAGCUUGAAGUCUGGGCUGAUGGCUUCCACAUGAGGCUUGUCGACCCUUACAACUCUCCCGCCCUCUACGUCCGACGACCCGGAGACGACCAUGAGGAGCGACACCACUUUACCGACGACGACCCCUUCUUUUCUGAGGUCUCUUCGUUCAUUGACGCUGUCGAGGGUGGACCCGACCCUCACAUCCUUUCAUCUUUCGAGGAUGCCACCAAGUCUUACGAGCUUACCUGGGCUAUCCGUCUCGCUGCCGAGGCCUCCAAAAAGAUCAAAGCCUGA